AUGUCAGAGUCUGUAUCCCUCGCGCUCUGUCUCUCGUCCGCCACGAUCCUUCGCUGUCCUUCGCUCACUCGAUUUCAAAAUGUCAUCAUUGUCAUCCCGACGGUACUCGAAGUCGUCUUCGGCACUGCUCUAGUCGUCGUACUUUGGAACUCGGGACACAGACGACAUCUUCUUCUGACUUGCGAAAGCUGGAUAUACAUCGUUCUUACCGUCCUCGACCUUCUUUCGCAUGUCCUCGACUCUGCUCGCACGAACGUCAAUGUCUUUUCUGCGUUUGACAUUGCCACGGGCGUCGCCUCUUUCCUUCCCCUCUUCUUUUACACCUUCUUUCUCUACAUUUACGCCAACUCCGAGCUCCUCUCCAAUACCCCAUCCCUCAACAAACGGCUCAGCAAAGUGGGGAGUCUGCUUUUGCUGCUCGCCAUCCCCCUCAUUAUCGGCGGGAAUGAAGUCGCUUCCUUCAUCGGUGUUCAACGGAUCGUUGUCGACCGCCAAAUCCUCAUUGGCUUCGAGAACCGCGGAGCCUUUACCGUCAACAUGUUCUUCUCCUCCCUCACCUUGGCAUUACUUGUUCUCUUCCAAGGCGUCGUCUUCCUCGUCUCCUUCUUCCGGCUCAUCAUCGCGCUACUGAAUCAACGCAAGUUCCGUACGACGGGUAGGGACGCGGCACAUCUUGUUCGAGGUGUCGCCUGGUUGAGCAUCGGAAUGAAGUUUGGUGCCAUUGAAACGGUCAUCGGUUUUGCAGGCGGGGGAUUUGGUCUCGUCCUCACUCGUCGCAUUUUUCGGUUCGUAGCCAGGGCUUGUCUAUGCUUUGGAGUCAUCAAAGGCGUCGACGAGAUCUCCGACUUUAGGGCUGUUCAGAAAGAAAUGCUUGAGAACGGUCGCGCAAAAUACUUCAAGGGCGAUUCCCGUGGCAUCCGGGACCUCAUCUCCAACCCUCGUCUCAGCACUUUCAAGCAGUUGUCACCUACCGCUAGGGAAUUCUACAGUGUGCCCCGCGGCUACGCUUUCAACGACCACACCUUUGACUACAACAAGGAAGAGAAAGUUCCCUUCGACUCUCCCAAACACUCGCCUGCAACGUCCAAUUUACACUCCCUUCAUGAACUCCAGGGAAUCGCCACAUUCGCGAGCUUGAAGGAGAAGGAGGAAGAGUCCGAGAAGGAGAGAAAGAAUGCUGAACAGCGUGUCACGAUUGGUUACCGGGAUGGAAGACCUACUUUGCACCUUCGGUUGUCAUCUGGGCCCAAGUUCCCCAGCCCGACUCACAUCUUGGACAGGGUCAAGUCACGGGUCUCGAACGGGAGCAGUGGCGGUUUCGAGAAGGUCUCUAUCCCAGAGACCGAGAAGCGGUCCGUGUAUAGCUGGCGCACUUCGGUUAUGUCGUUCAAGACCAACGGAUCGCCUGACCCUAUCACCCUCUUGCGGCCAAACGUUUCCUCCCUCCUCAUGAUGCACACCCGGUCAAUGAGCGAAGAUUUGAAGCCACCCAGUAUCAACCAGAACAGGGAAUCGAUCACCGCUUCACUUGCUUCGAGGGUAGAGAUCGUGGCCGCCCCACAGAGGACUGUGUCGGUUUCCAAGCAUCGACCCAAGCUUUUCAGCGUCUCCAAUACGCUCAAACUGAUGACCGCCUCCACUUCACCUAUCACUGAAGACGGGCCCAAGCCUAUGUUCGCCAACGAAUUCUCCGAAUCCCCCGCCACCUACCGUUCAUCCACAGGUAGCAUGCUCUUCCAACGAACCGAACCCCAAGUCCCACCACCCGUUGCCCAGGCACCCUCUUCCGCUCCUCGAGCCAACCCCCACGUCUCCGUCAUGUCCUCGUACACUGCGACCGACGACGACCUCACGCCGACGGCCAAUCAAUUCCGCAUUGUCUCUGACUACAGCACGUUCAGUGCACGGCGCGAGUCAGCGGCUGUGACGCUCCAGGAAGUGCGAACACUGACGAAGAAGUUCCCCGGGCCACCUAUCACGUACAACGGGCGUCCUCUAAUGGGUGGGCUUGGUCAGACCAUCUACGAGGGAGAGAGUUCGGCACCUACCACGCCUGCGUACCCCGACAACGACAAUGCUCGCGACACUGCCAGGGAGAGCAUGGAUUCAAUGGAGUACCGACCUCUACCACCUCCACCAGCUCGGACUCGCGGUUCUGCAGGGCGCCAACUCAUGGAUAGCCUCAGGUGGAAAGCUGUCCAACGCGCAUCUUUCAUUCAGUCUCCUUUGCGAAACGAAACGCAAUACGACGUCGAUCUCGAAGCUGCUAGGAGCAGUGUCGAUCAAGAUGACGCGGACGACCCUGUUCGAAGCCGGUUUGAUAGGGAAUCCGAAUUUUACGACGAUAACGCGUCUUCACGAUAUUCGAGAGUGGGCACUGUGGCUACUAUGGAUUCGGAUGAUGUGCGCCCGUUGCCCAGCGUGUUUGGAGAUGGUGUAACGAGGGACGAUCAUGGGAAGACACCCAAGGGAGGGGCGUCGAGCAAGUCGCUCAAGUCGAUGGCUUCCAAGACGUCUUCCAAGAUGUCGAAAACCUCCAAGACUUCGUCGAUUAUCAGUGUUGGGACAGCGUUUGGAGCGAGGCCACCUGCUCUUGGAGAGGAUUCGUUGAAGCGGGCGUCGGCCUUGGCUGGAAUGCCUGCGAUGCCACCAAUGAAGAAGGCGACGGGUCCUUAUCCGCUUCUCACUGCCUCCCUUGCCCCUCGGGCUCCCACCACUACCAACGCCCCUUCUCACCCUGUCAGCGUCCCCGUCAGUCCCGAAGAUCAAAGGGCGUCCGCCCGCAUCUCUUCGUACACAACUCUGUCCUCCAACGUCAUGAUGGGUGCCACCGACCACUUGAAGCCGGAAGCAGCACUAGAAGACCCAUACUCGGAGUUGGCUGUCCGUACAGGUGGAUCGACGGAUUUGAGGCAGAGUCGGGGACUCAGUCUUGCGAUGGCUAAGAGCAACUGGCCGACCAAGACGAUGGGCGCUGGAGGGUUACCUACGCCUCCCAUGGAAAGCGCGACCGCCGCCACUCCCCGGGCAUCUCUUGCUGUUCCCUCUACCGAACGUGCACGCAGGCCCCCUUCGAAGAUCAUUUGGAUUACCGAAUCAGGUGAUUCGAAGGAGGGUGCCACCGGCGUACAGGAGCAGGAGAAGCAGGAAGGAGCUGUUGAACAACAACCACAGGAGGACGUUGUUGCUCCUUCUUCGGACGGUGCUUCUGCGUGGAGAGUCGGGAAGCUCGGAGAACCGCUUCGCUCCACGUCGGUUGCGGACGAGGAGCAUCGCCGCCAGCAGAGCAUCGAUGCAGCUGCUCAGGUUCUUUCCAAUUCAAUUCCAUGGCUCAAGAACCCGGAGAUCGAGGAGGAGGAGAGGGAGUUGGCAAAGGCGCUGUCUGCCUCGAGUCUCAAGGUUGGGGGAAGGAACCAAAUCUCGAUUUCAAGGAUUAAGAGUGUCGGCAACGUCAAACAGAGGACUACACCCUCGCCAACUCGGCACCCAGGCGCGACUCGGAAGAGCUUGCACAUCAAGCCGAUUAUGAUCCCUCCUCAAGGCUCGCAUAUGGGCAGGAUGGAGAUUGUCACGGGCGAAAGCACACCGCAAUCUGCGUCGGCUGUGUCUCCUGGACGAACGAGUACGAGUGUUCGAAGAGAUUCGGACGUCUUUGGUGUUGAUGACCAUGCGGCGACCUUAACGGCGCGAUUGACGACGAGACAGGACGAUUAA
Coprinopsis cinerea okayama7#130 is the source of this 3714-nucleotide messenger RNA. RefSeq lists its product as hypothetical. The record is from RefSeq and is a predicted model, not a curated record. Lineage: Eukaryota; Fungi; Basidiomycota; Agaricomycetes; Agaricales; Psathyrellaceae. The transcript has 5 exons. The coding region runs from base 1 to 3714 and encodes 1237 amino acids.